UAACUGCAAAAGUCUAAAUGACAUAAAUACAGCUUGUCUUCUGAUUUGUUUUAAAGAAAUAUUAAUUUGGUAUUUAAUGGGUUAAAGGGGGGGUUGUUUGCUUAAUACUUGAAACAGCGAGAGGACAACUGUCAACUGGAAUGACAAGAAGUGAGGAGCCCUAGAUAAGAGGCCUCUUCAGCUUUGACUGUCUGUCUGACCCCUGACUGUAUUCAACAGCUGAUAACAAUCUGUUAAGUUAAAACCACAGCAAGCCACAUAGAAGCACCUAGCUCAGCAACACAAGCCUUUUGCUUGCUCAUUUUCUCAAGUUAGAAGGGUCAGGAGCUGUUGUUUUUUUCUAUUUUUAGAUUGUGAAGUAAGGUUAAGUUAAGGUUAACCAGAUAUGGAGGUGAGUCUCUAAUUACAAAAACUUUCAGUGCUUUUAAUAAUAAUUAUGCAACUUUUUCAUCUGCGCUAUGAAACCUGUGUGGAAACUCGUUCCAGUUGCAAACUGGGGCUGCAGCUGGUUCCAUCUGCAGUCUGCUAUCUACAGUCACAAUAGUCUAAGAUCACCGGCUGUACAGUAUAUCACGUGCUUUUUCUUCAAUCACAAAACCGCUUCUCGAGUCCUUCGCACUGGACGCUCAUUGGAUAACUUCCAAUAUCAGUGUCAGUUGGGAAGCUUUAUUCCUAAAGGGGGCUGACGGAGCCCCAGUUGAAAGCGCUGUACUGCUGAAGGAGACGAACGCGUGUCUAAAUUCAAAUCGCUUUCAAUUCAAUCCAGGUGCAGAUGGAAACGUGCGGUUUAACACAGGCUCCUGGUAUGAGUGCUGGAUUGCCCCUCCUGAUUUGUGGGACAGUGUUACCCGUUUUACUCGACUCGGGCGGCUUGCUGAAGUCACGGUACCCUUGAACAUCGUUGACUGGCUGCUCACUAAUCGUGGCUGCUUGUUGCCUGUGUUGUGGCUCUGGUUUGUGUUGGAUUGCAAUGUGACGUUGACCCAGGCAGCUGUUGUCAUGAAUGCUUAUUCCUCUUCACAGCUACCAGCCCCGUCUCCCCCCCACAGUGUAAGGUUAUUUGAUAUUUUAUUUUUAACCGUGCUCAUGCGGUCAAUACAUAACAUCGGUCCUAGGCUAAUAAUGACAGAGCAAGGCAUGUGGCAUACUAAAAGUGGCAAAGUAAAGAGUAUCAAAAUAACUGACAGACAAUACUCGUCAUUGUUCGACGUUUUAUACAUUUUCAGUUUUAUUUGCUGUUACAUACAAACAAAUCUUGCAUUAGGGAAUAGUCUUACGUAGCAGUUUGUAUUAUAGUUUUUUCGACAGCCAAAUGCUUUUCUGAUGUCUCUUUUUAAGUCCAAUUUUUCGGAAAACAUGUUUUAGAAAAUGUUAACAUCUUUACUGUAGACUAUCGCGCUGUGUGAAGGGGUGGUUCGAUAACGUGUCUCCACCUUUAAAAGUGCUUUCACUUUCAGGCCCAUCAAACCCAGCCGGGUUAGUUUAGGAUCUCUUAUUACAGUGCGGUCCCUGGCUGACACACUGGACGAUGGCAGAAGGCACCUGGAAAUCUCUAUGCCUCUCAGUGUUGGACUACAAAACUGAAAAAUAUGUCAUUGCCCAAAACAAGAAAGUGGGAGUUUUAUUCAGAUGCAUUCAGCUGGCCGUUUUGGGGUACAUUAUCGGGUGGGUUUUCAUUACAAAGAAGGGCUACCAGGAUACCGAAGACUCAAUCCAAAGCUCGGUGAUGACCAAACUGAAAGGAGUGACUUUAACCAACAGUUCAACUAAUGGACCCCGAUUGUGGGAUGCAGUAGACUAUGUUUUUCCUCCUCAGGGUGACAAUGUCUUCUUUGUCAUAACAAACCUGAUUCAGACUCCAGAUCAGAAACUUGGCCAUUGUCCUGAGAGUUCCAAGGUGCCUGAUGCCAGGUGUGAAACAGACGAUGACUGCAACCCUCAAGAGGCUGUAGUAGCUGGCAAUGGGAUCAAAACGGGCCUCUGCAUAAAGGAAACAAGCACCUGUGAGAUAUAUGCAUGGUGUCCUAUUGAAAAACCCAGUCCGCCAAUACAUCCCACUUUAGGUAAAGCAGAAAACUUUACUGUGUACAUAAAGAACUCUGUGAGGUUCCCAAAAUUCUCUUUUUCCAGGUCUAAUGUCAAGGACACUGGUGUUUAUUUGAAGAAUUGUACCUAUGAUAAAAUCAAUCACCCGUACUGCCCUGUGUUCCGGUUAGGAGACAUCGUCAGCCAGGCAGGUCAUGACUUUCAGGAAAUGGCGGUUAAGGGUGGGGUGAUAGGCAUCCUUAUCGAGUGGAACUGUGACCUCGACAAACCCUAUUCCAAAUGCAUUCCCAAGUACUCCUUUGCACGGCUAGAUGACAACUCUAACACCACAUCAGGGUAUAACUUCAGAUUCGCCAAGUAUUAUAAAAACAUAUCUGGAGAAGAGUACCGAACACUAACAAAAGUAUUUGGAAUUCGAUUUGAUGUCCUGGUGAAUGGGAAGGCAGGAAAGUUUAACAUCAUCCCAACAAUAGUUAAUAUUGGUUCAGGCUUGGCAUUAUUGGGUGCUGGCGUAUUCUUCUGCGAUCUGGUGUUGCUGUACAUGAUGAAAAAGAGCACAGUUUACAGAGCGAGGAAAUUCGAAUCAGUCAAGAAGAUUAAGACAAGUGGAACUGGAAAAGGGGAUGGAAAACAGAUCACAGAAACCCAAAAAUUAACAUCAGAAGCUUAGAAGAACUCAACAAGCGUGCAAUGCAGACUGCUAAACCGUAUAUAAAAGAAAGCUGACCAGACCCUGGUGAUGAUCAGCAAAGCGGCAGUCUGUAAAUGGAGGGAGCUCUGCAUAUCAGGCUGCAAGAUCUUUGAUUUGUAACCAGAUGAAAGGUGCUAUGAGAAGAUAACGAUUUGGGUUUGCUGUUAUCUGUUCCAAGCUACUGCGAAACUGGACAGAACAGCCACCUUCAAAACUAGUAAAAUAAAAUACUACUGAAAACAUACUAUGAACGCGUAACCAAAUGGGACUCCCGGGGUGCUGUACUAAUUAUUUUAACUCAACAUACUAUGAAGAAAAAUGUAAACCGCACUCUAUGUUUUUGCAAGUAAAUGCAUGCACUAAUUGAUCUGAAUUAAUUUGAUGCAAAUAUCUUGCCAAUCUUGCCACUAGUCAGAAAUUAGUAGCUGCUAAAAAAAAAAAAAGUCAUUCUACCUUUUUUAUUAAUUUUUCCAAACACGUUCAGGCUAUACUACAGUAUAUGGUAGCUUUGUGCCAUUUAAAGUAUACAGAUUUAAGAUGCUUGUGCUGUUUGGUACUGUAUAUCAUAUGCACAUCAUGUAGCAAAUAAGAAAAACUAAUGACCUUAUUUAGACUUCUUAAAAGCAGGGUGUUUCAAAACAACUAAAUUAGGUUGAUGAAAAGGCAAGGUUUUGAAAUGAUCAUACAUUUCUUAAAGUCCCCUUGUAAUCUGGAUAAAUGUAAUCCAGCAGUGACAUUUACUGAAAAACCAGAUCAAAACGAUCCAGAUAAAAGUAAUCUCUAUCACAAAAUAUAGGAUUACAAAAUCUGGAUAACCGUUAUCCAGAUUACAAGUUUUGACAAACCGGCCCCCGGAGACGGCAGAUUCAACACAGAAUGUGAAUAGUUGUCUUUGCUGCUGUAUUCAGCAGGUACUGAAAGAGAUGCUUGUAUUAUACAGUUGUUGCGGGCUAGCUUUUUUAUGUUGAUUGAUAGGGGGCUUUCAAAGCAAUGGUUUUGUAUUAAUAAUCAACUAUAGGUUGUAUGAUAACCUUUGUCUUGCUAUUCUAGCAGAAUGCAACAAAUACCAAAAUGCAAUCAGGCUGAUUGCUUUAUAAAAA
Molecule: messenger RNA, 3837 nt
Organism: Polyodon spathula (Mississippi paddlefish)
Lineage: Eukaryota; Metazoa; Chordata; Actinopteri; Acipenseriformes; Polyodontidae
Gene: p2rx5
Product: purinergic receptor P2X, ligand-gated ion channel, 5
Exons: 12
Coding region: 1529-2716 (395 amino acids)
Biological process (GO): monoatomic cation transmembrane transport; response to ATP
Cellular component (GO): plasma membrane; nuclear inner membrane
Molecular function (GO): extracellularly ATP-gated monoatomic cation channel activity; purinergic nucleotide receptor activity
Source: RefSeq, a predicted model, not a curated record